Cercospora beticola is the source of this 2533-nucleotide messenger RNA. RefSeq names its product chaperonin-containing T-complex subunit CCT6 (gene CCT6). Gene Ontology annotation, cellular component: chaperonin-containing T-complex. Lineage: Eukaryota; Fungi; Ascomycota; Dothideomycetes; Mycosphaerellales; Mycosphaerellaceae. The record is from RefSeq and is a predicted model, not a curated record. Gene Ontology annotation, biological process: protein folding. Gene Ontology annotation, molecular function: ATP-dependent protein folding chaperone; ATP hydrolysis activity; ATP binding.
GGGCAGCAAACACGACACCUUCGACACAUCACACUGCCACAGCACGCGCAUCAUCAUGUCGGCAGCUCAACUACUCAAUCCAAAGGCAGAGUCGCGGCGGCGCGGCGAAGCGCUCCGCGUCAACAUCUCAGCGGGCGAAGGACUGCAAGAUGUGCUUGCCUCCAAUCUGGGCCCAACCGGAACACUGAAGAUGCUGGUUGAUGGGUCAGGCCAAAUCAAGCUCACCAAGGAUGGCAGUGUAUUGUUGAAAGAGAUGCAAAUACAAAACCCAACGGCAGUCAUGAUUGCGCGAGCAGCCACGGCACAGGACGAAAUUUGCGGUGAUGGGACGACGAGCGUUGUGCUCGUGGUUGGCGAGUUGUUGAAGCAAGCAGAUCGAUACAUUGCUGAAGGCCUCCAUCCACGAGUCAUCACCGACGGCUACGAAGUGGCAAAGAACGAGACACUGCGCUUUUUGGACGAGUUCAAGCUGCCUCGAGAGGUUGACCGGGAACUUCUCAUCAACGUUGCACGGACGAGCUUGACCACGAAGAUCAACAAGACUCUGGCCGAGCAGCUGACUCCAGAUAUCGUGGACGCCGUCUUGGCCAUCUACCAGGCUCCCGCAAAGCCCGACUUACACAUGAUCGAGAUUAUGACGAUGCAGCACCGCACCGCCGCAGACACACAGCUGAUUCGAGGGUUGGCCUUGGACCACGGAGCCAGACAUCCAGACAUGCCCAAGGAUGUGCGAAAUGCGUACAUCUUGACAUUGAACGUGAGCUUGGAAUACGAGAAGAGUGAGAUCAACAGUGGUUUCUACUACAACAGUGCAGAGCAGAGAGAAAAGCUGGUCGAGAGCGAGCGGAGAUUUGUCGACGACAAGCUGAGGAAGAUUGUAGAGCUGAAGAAGGAAGUCUGCGGGACCGAUCCCAAUAAGGGCUUCGUCAUCAUCAACCAGAAGGGUAUCGACCCACUGUCGCUCGAUGUGCUGGUCAAGAAUGGCAUUUUUGCGUUGCGAAGAGCAAAGAGGAGGAACAUGGAACGACUACAAUUGAUCUGCGGUGGCACGGCACAGAACAGUGUGGACGACUUGUCACCAGAUGUCUUGGGCUGGGCCGGCCAUGUGUACGAGCACCAGUUGGGAGAGGAGAAAUACACGUUCAUCGAGGAGGUCAAGGAGCCCAAGUCAGUGACGAUCCUGAUCAAGGGCCCGAACGCACACACGAUCACACAAAUCAAGGACGCAGUCCGCGAUGGUCUACGAUCAGUAUACAACAUGAUUGUCGAUAAGAGUGUUGUUCCUGGUGGUGGUGCGUUCCAGGUCGCUGCUGCGCGGAGACUCAAUUCGGACGAGUUUGGGAAACAAGUCAAGGGUAAAUCGAAAUGGGGCGUUGCAGCUUUCGCAGAUGCUCUCCUUGUCAUUCCCAAGACUCUCGCAGCGAACAGUGGGCACGAUAUCCAGGAUUGCAUUGCCACCCUUCAAGACGAACACGCGGACGGCCACGUCGCAGGUCUUGAUCUCACGUUAGGCGAGCCGAUGGACCCAGAACAGCAGGGUGUUUUCGACAGUUUUCGCGUGCUACGAAACAGCAUCGCAAGCUCAACAGGCAUCGCAUCAAAUCUGCUCCUGUGCGACGAGAUGCUUAAGGCACGGCAAAUGGGCAAGUCGGGGCCUCCCGGAGGAGGUGGUGACGAGGAAUGAAUGGUAUGAUCCAUGAAGCUGAAACGUAAGUUGAUGAAAAUCCGAGAGACCGAAAAUGUCGGCUGCUUUUCGCCGCGUCACUCAGGCCUGUGGAAGAAACGGUAUGCUGGUCGCAAGCAUCUACAUGUUUAGAUGAUAGAAGAGCAGAUCUAGACCGCCCCUGCCCGUGUUAGGCAGAUGCAAGGACAUUGAGGAUUAUCCAAAAGUCGACUUUAUGCAUCGCAGACCUUUCCAUUCUGCCACUACUGUGAAGUCAAAGUGUCCUGCUCAAAUGUGGUGCUUCAGCACGGCUGGUUCACAACUUCGCCCAAGCCAGUACAUAUGGCCGCCAAGUCAUGAGACUUGUGGUAGCCACAGCCUGCGAAUCUAAACGCCACGAACCACAUACCACAUGUCAACAUCGCUAAAAUGCAUCGGAAGUCUGCCGCAUGAGGCGGAAAGAGGUACCAGUUUCAUUGCGCGAUUCCUGCCUGCUGUAUGCAGCGGAGUUCUGCAGCAGGCCCGCAGACUGCCAUAGAACGGAAAUAAGACCGUGAGUCCGACUUGGGUGCUUGAUGUGUACCUCCACCACCAAGACCGAAGCGAGGAGACCUUUACAUGUGCAUAUGCAUAUGCAUCUGGUAUGCUAGAGUCAUGAGGCGGUAGCAUUCGUGGCCCUUUUCUGUCGAUGUAGUCUUUUCGAGCUCUGUUGAUUGCCCAAAAGCACGCUGUAACUCUCAUGUUGACAGUUCCUGUUCGCAGAGCACCCUUCGCAGCUCGGGCGGCCCCAACAGGAGACUGAGAGCUCACAGUCCCCGAGCUACUUUCCCGAAGCAGCUCUCACAACACAUCCACCAGACCGCUGUAGUC